This is a messenger RNA of Doryrhamphus excisus (bluestripe pipefish), 2267 nucleotides long. RefSeq lists its product as uncharacterized. Gene Ontology annotation, biological process: regulation of transcription by RNA polymerase II. Gene Ontology annotation, cellular component: chromatin; transcription regulator complex; PcG protein complex. Gene Ontology annotation, molecular function: DNA-binding transcription factor activity, RNA polymerase II-specific; RNA polymerase II cis-regulatory region sequence-specific DNA binding. NCBI's taxonomy places the organism in Eukaryota, Metazoa, Chordata, Actinopteri, Syngnathiformes, Syngnathidae. The record is from RefSeq and is a predicted model, not a curated record.
CCAUAUAAAAGGAAGAAACCUGCACUGCAUUUGGGGGAAAUUGAAAGGUUUGUUGACCCUAGUGUCGAGGCUACCUUGUGUUUUUCUUGUAACAAGUCCUAAACGUGUUGCGUCGUGAAGUGCCAGCAUCGUCCACACGAACAAUCGGGGAAUAAAAAGGAUGGGGUGAGAUGUUUCUCCUUUCCAACGUGGAAGCAAAGCCAAGGAGCUGUGAUCUGUGAGCUAACAAAGAGACGCCGAAUGGCCUGGAUAGCAGCCGUGAGACGACCAAACAUCACUUUCAACACCAUCACCCAAGACUUGGUGGUGUGUUCACGGCAUUUUCACACUGGGAGACCAGCUAAUGAAAUGGAUGAAAGCCAUCCAGACUGGGCACCCUCAUUACAUCUCGGACACACGGAGGUGGAAGCUGGAGAUAACCAGAGACUACACAUAACAUUGGACCAGGAGGACAAGCGACUACGACAACAACUGAAAGCUCGAGUUUUGGUACACCUUGAAGACAUCCAGCACUUGAUGCAGGGGGAUCCACAGCCCCCUGACAUUAAAGAGGAACAGGAGGACACAGAGGCCAGGCACAAAGCCAAAGAGGAAGAGCUACAGCACCCUUGCAUGAAAGCAGAAGAGGAGGAGCCACAGCCCUCCUACCUUAAAGAGGAAGACGAAGAACUCUCGGUCACCCAGGAGGGGGAGAAUCCUUUAUCCGGGUCGCCACUGACUGGUGUCUCUGUGAAGACCGAAGACCAUGAAGACAAACCACCUGAGUCCUCACAGCUUCCUCAUAGUCCAAGUGAGGAGAUGAGAGAGGCGGAGCCUUCUACAGACCGUGAAGGUGAUAUGACGACUCACACUGGCAACAAAAAAAGAAGCUCUAAAAAGAAGACAGCUAAACCUUUUAACUGCUCAGUAUGUGAGAAAAUAUUUUCUACUAAGAGUAAUUUGACUCGACACAAGAUAAUGCACACAGGAGAAAAACCUUUUCAUUGCUCAGACUGUGGCAAACGCUUCAAUGAUAAGGUAGCUAUGGUUAUACACGUGAGGGAACACACAGGAGAAAAACCCUUCACUUGCUCAGACUGCGGUAAAGGCUUCACUCGAAAGAAAGUCAUGGAAAGACACAAGACCAUACACACAGGAGAAAGACCUUUUAGUUGCUCAGAGUGUGGCAAAAGCUUCAGCAAAAAGUAUACUAUGGUUAUACACAUGAGAACGCACACUGGAGAAAAACCUUUUAGUUGCUCAUACUGCGGUAAAGGCUUCCUGCAAAAGUCAGACAUGCAAACGCACGUGAGAAUACACACGGGAGAAAAACCCUUCACUUGCUCAACCUGUUUUAAAAGUUUUGCUAGAAGGGUAAAUUUGGUAUCACACAUGAGAACACACACAGGAGAAAAACCUUUUAGUUGCUCAUACUGCGGUAAAGGCUUCCUGCAAAAGUCAGACAUGCAAACGCACGUGAGAAUACACACGGGAGAAAAACCCUUCACUUGCUCAACCUGUUUUAAAAGUUUUGCUAGAAGGGUAAACUUGGUAUCACACAUGAGAACACACACAGGAGAAAAAACCUUUUAGUUGCUCAAAUUGUUGCGACACAUUUUGCUGGAAGUCUUCCUUGAAAAAAACACAUGCAGAGUCACUGAUGGUCUACUGUUUGACUUCCUGUGUCACUGUGUUGCCUUGACAACAGCCGGGAUAGGCUCCAGCAUACACCCACGACCCGAGUGAGGAUGAACACGACAUCACGAAAUGCUGCAACUGAUGAAGUCACUUCCUGUUUGAUAACUUCCAGAUUUGGUCUGGAAAAUAGUGGUUUGAUUCAUUGUUAUAAUUCACUCAUUGAAAUGAAUUGGGUACUUGGCGCAUGCGCAGAAACUGACUCUGGGUUCUGGGUCCUCUGGCUCCUACUGGUGGACACUCGCACUAUUGCAGCACCAUUUUUUAUGCUUUCAGUGCUCCAAUGAUAUGGUUUUCUCACAUUAAAUGCAUUAUGGGAACACUUUUAAUGUUUUUUUUGAACUUUUAUUGAUACAUGUUUGCAUGUUUGUGAUGUUUAUGCUUGUUUACGGCCCUUUGUAUUUGUGCCAUUAUAAUUGUGGACUCCUGUAGAGCAGCUACACACGAUAACCUGCACAGAAUGCUUUCUACAUCUUCCAGAAUGUGCACCUAUUCCAGCUUUGUAUCCUUAGAUUUCCAAAACGGUCUGUUUUAAUGUAUUCCACUCAUGGCCCGCCUAUAGACACGCCCACUCCGCUGUGAUUGGUCACACU